AUGGGACACAGCCGCGCCUCAAAUGAUCCCAGCAAAGAGUCCCCCAACAGCAUGAGACAACACACAACAUAUACACAACAUUCCAGUGUGGCUGUACAGCUAGUCCGACUAGCACAGAUCAAAACCUCCAAAGACAUGCUUGACCCAAGGGCCUCCUCCGCACCAGUCCCGACCCAAGGGCCUCCUCCGCACCAGUCCCGACCCAAGGGCCUCCUCCGCACCAGUCCCGACCCAAGGGCCUCCUCCGCACCAGUCCCGACCCAAGGGCCUCCUCCGCACCAGUCCCGACCCAAGGGCCUCCUCCGCACCAGUCCCGACCCAAGGGCCUCCUCCGCACCAGUCCCGACCCAAGGGCCUCCUCCGCACCAGUCCCGACCCAAGGGCCUCCUCCGCACCAGUCCCGACCCAAGGGCCUCCUCCGCACCAGUCCCGACCCAAGGGCCUCCUCCGCACCAGUCCCGACCCAAGGGCCUCCUCCGCACCAGUCCCGACCCAAGGGCCUCCUCCGCACCAGUCCCGACCCAAGGGCCUCCUCCGCACCAGUCCCGACCCAAGGGCCUCCUCCGCACCAGUCCCGACCCAAGGGCCUCCUCCGCACCAGUCCCGACCCAAGGGCCUCCUCCGCACCAGUCCCGACCCAAGGGCCUCCUCCGCACCAGUCCCGACCCAAGGGCCUCCUCCGCACCAGUCCCGACCCAAGGGCCUCCUCCGCACCAGUCCCGACCCAAGGGCCUCCUCCGCACCAGUCCCGACCCAAGGGCCUCCUCCGCACCAGUCCAGAACCAAGGGCCUCCUCCGCACCAGUCCAGAACCAAGGGCCUCCUCCGCACCAGUCCAGAACCAAGGGCCUCCUCCGCACCAGUCCCGACCCAAGGGUCUCCUCCGCACCAGUCCCGACCCAAGGGCCUCCUCCGCACCAGUCCCGACCCAAGGGUCUCCUCUGCACCAGUCCCGACCCAAGGGUCUCCUCCGCACCAGACCCGACCCAAGGGUCUGACUACCGCCAAGAGCCGUGUCGCCCCCCCCAGACUACCGCCAAGAGCCGUGUCGCCCACCCCCAGACUAGCGCCAAGAGCCGUGUCGCCCACCCCCAGACUAGCGCCAAGAGCCGUGUCGCCCCCCCAGACUAGCGCCAAGAGCCGUGUCGCCCACCCCCAGACUAGCGCCAAGAGCCGUGUCGCCCAGACUACCGCCAAGAGCCGUGUCGCCCAGACUACCGCCAAGAGCCGUGUCGCCCAGACUACCGCCAAGAGCCGUGUCACCCAGACUACCGCCAAGAGCCGUGUCGCCCAGACUACCGCCAAGAGCCGUGUCGCCCAGACUACCGCCAAGAGCCGUGUCGCCCAGACUACCGCCAAGAGCCGUGUCGCCCAGACUACCGCCAAGAGCCGUGUCGCCCACCCCCAGACUACCGUCACGAGCCGCGUCGCCCCCCCAGACUACCGCCACGAGCCGCGUCGCCCCCCAGACUCUCACUCUUUCUUCCCCCCGGGCUGCAACCUCCCCAACUCCUUCUCCAAGGUCCAGAGCCGCCGCCCGACUUCCCCUCCUUGGAAGAACAUUUGUAAUCCUUCUGGCCACAGAUGGGUAAAACUUAGGCUGGCCAUAGAGGGAUAG
Rana temporaria (common frog) is the source of this 1617-nucleotide messenger RNA. Its product is annotated as nascent polypeptide-associated complex subunit alpha, muscle-specific form-like. Lineage: Eukaryota; Metazoa; Chordata; Amphibia; Anura; Ranidae. The transcript has 3 exons. Bases 1 to 1617 code for a protein of 538 amino acids. The record is from RefSeq and is a predicted model, not a curated record.